GUGUGUGUGUAUGUGUGUGUGUUAGUAGAAUAGAAUGGCCGGAGCGCCGCGGUGUUGUUCUCCGGUCCGGACCCGCAGCUCCCCGCACUCCGCCCGGUCAGCGCUCAGACACAGCGCCCGAUGAUCCGGCGGGUCUAGAGCGGGUUUACAGCGGGAUUAGAGCGGGUUUACCGGUCGGUUCUGGUUCCGGAGAGCCGGGUUUUAUCAGCUGGAUCCUCGCUUUGUUUAUAAGGUUGUGACGCUGUGAUUAUCAGGAUGGCGCUGCUGCGACAGUUCAGCCUCCUUCUCUGGAAGAAUUACCUGCAGCAGAAGCGUCAGAUCUUGGUCACGAUUGUGGAGAUCGCCUUGCCCCUCCUCUUCUCCGCCAUCCUGAUCUACCUGCGUCAGAUAGUGCCCUUCACCAACUACCCCAACGCCACGCACUUCAGGAGCUUCACUCCCGAGAACCUGCCUUUAGACCUCUAUGGCCUGCAGCUGGCGUACGUUCCCGCCAACUCCAGCGUGGUGCGACAGGUGGCGCAGGACGUGCAGCUCAGUCAGAUGAAGGGUUUCAUCAGCGCUGUGCGUGGAUUUGAGACUGAGGAGAAGUUUGAGCAGUUUGUAAAGACAGAUCCUGAAUCAGAGAAGAUCCUGGCGGCAGUGGUGUUUGAGCAUUCCUUCACUCAUGAUGAUGAACCUCUCCCACUGCAGGUCAGCUAUCACCUGCGCUUUACCUACAGCCCCAGAAACGCUCCCGCCAGGGAGAAAUUCGAGCUGAAUCCCAACAAUGACCUGGACUGGCACACGCUCAGCCUUUUCCCACUCUUCCAGCUGCCUGGACCUCGAGAGCAGCAUGAUAUCAAAGGAGGCACUCCAGGUUACUACAGGGAGGGCUUCCUGGCGAUUCAGCACGCCGUGAACCGAGCCAUCAUGAAGGCGUAUAACAGGACGGCAGCGUCGACCCUCCUCACCCAGACCCGAGUGCUGCUCUCCCGCUUCCCGUACCCAGCCUUCAUCUACGACGUCUUCAUUCUGGCCAUUCAGAACCAGCUGCCCCUGCUGCUGGUGCUCAGCUUCACCUACACCUCCCUCAACAUCGUCCGCGCCGUGGUGCAGGAGAAGGAGCGGAAGCUCAAGGAGUACAUGCGUAUGAUGGGUCUCAGUAACUGGCUGCACUGGAGUGCCUGGUUCCUCAUGUUCUUCCUCUUCCUCUCCAUUUCCAUCAUCUUCGUCACAGUGCUGCUGUGUGUUUGGGUGAGUCCAAACGGAGCGGUUCUGACCUACAGUGACCCCUCUCUCGUAUUCGUCUUCCUGCUGGUCUUCGCCGUGUCCACCAUCAGCUUCAGCUUCAUGAUCAGCUCCUUCUUCUCCAGAGCGAAUGUAGGCGCAGCAGCCGGCGGCUUCAUCUACUUCUUCAGCUACCUGCCGUACCUGUUCCUGUGGCCCCGCUACGACCUGCUGUCUCACUCUCAGAAGGUCUCCGCCUGUCUCAUCUCCAACGUGGCCAUGGCUAUGGGAGCCCAGCUUAUCGGGAUGUUUGAGGGCAAAGGUACUGGGAUCCAGUGGAGUAACCUGUUUGAUUCGGUAACUGUGGACGAUGAUUUCUCGAUAGCUCAGGUUCUGGGUCUGCUGCUGCUGGACACGCUGCUGUACGGUCUGGUGGCCUGGUAUGUGGAGGCUGUGUUCCCUGGGGAGUACGGGAUGCCACGCCCAUGGUACUUUUUUGUGCUGCCCUCGUACUGGUGCAGCAGCCCCCGCGUGGCUCUGGUGAUGGAGAAGGAGGAAGAGGAGGAUGCAGAGAAAGCGCUGAAGGGAGAGUUUAUAGAAGAAGAGCCGACUGGACUGGUGUCCGGAGUCAAGAUCAAACACCUAGCCAAGGUUUUUAAAGUGGGCAAUAAGUCCAAAAAAGCGGUGAAGGAUCUCACUGUGAACAUGUUUGAAGGCCAAAUCACUGUGCUGCUGGGACAUAACGGAGCCGGGAAGACCACUACACUGUCCAUGCUGACUGGCUUGUUUCCUCCCAGUAGUGGCCGAGCCUAUAUUAAUGGGUAUGAUAUCUGCCAGGACAUGGCGUUAAUCCGCCGCAGUCUGGGUCUGUGUCCUCAGCAUGAUGUGCUUUUCGACAACCUGACCGUUCGAGAACACCUGCUCUUCUACACCCAGUUAAAGGGCUAUCCCCGCAGUAAAAUUCCGGAUGAGGUGGAUCGGAUUAUUCGAGUCCUGAACCUGGAGGACAAGAGGAACGCCCAGUCCAAGACUCUCUCUGGUGGGAUGAAGCGAAAGCUCUCCAUUGGAAUCGCCCUCAUAGGAGACUCAAAGGUGGUAAUGCUGGAUGAGCCGACCUCAGGUAUGGAUCCGUCAGCUCGACGGGCCACGUGGGACCUGCUGCAGGGCGAGAAACGCGGCCGCACCAUCCUUCUCACCACACACUUCAUGGACGAGGCAGACCUGCUGGGCGAUCGCAUCGCCAUCAUGGCGGGAGGGGAGCUCCAGUGCUGCGGCUCGCCGCUCUUCCUCAAGAACAAAUACGGUGCUGGAUAUCACAUGGUGAUAGUAAAGGACGCUCUGUGUAACGUAUCAGAGAUCACACGCCUCGUCCACAUGUACGUCCCCAACGCCUCCCUGGAGAGCAGCGCCGGCGCCGAACUCUCCUACAUCCUGCCUAAAGAGAGCACCAGCAAGUUUGAGCUGCUUUUUGCUGAGUUGGAGAUGAACAGAGAGGAGCUGGGCAUCGCGAGCUAUGGAGCUUCUGUGACCACCAUGGAGGAAGUGUUCCUCAGAGUGGGGAAGCUGGUGGACUCCAGUCUGGAUAUUCAGGCCAUUCAGCUCCCAGCCCUCCAGUACCAGCACGAGCGCAGGUCACAUGACUGGACGGUGGACGACACCAGCAGCACUAGCGGUCUGACUGACGUGACGGAUUUCACAGAUAGCGGCACGCUCAUCUCCGAGGACUGUUCCAACAUCAAACUCAACACAGGGGCUAAGCUGUACAUGCAGCAGUUCUACGCCAUGUUCCUGAAGAGGGCGCUGUACAGCUGGAGGAACUGGAAGGUGAUGGUGGCUCAGUUUUUGGUGCCGCUUAUCUUCACCGUCGUGGCCUUGGUGGUGGCCCGUUUCCUGCCUGACCACCAGAACGCGCCUCAGCUUCGUCUAGCCCUCGGCCGAUACGGCCCCACCACAGUGCCUGUAGCUCUGGAUGCCGAUGCGGGGCCCCUGGCUGUGGCCCUCGCCGAGGCCUACGCUGCACAGCUUCCUGCCCAGAGUGCCACGCCCACUACCAACCUAACAGAUUUAGCGGAGUAUGUUCUGUAUAACGCCCUGCGGGAGGGCGGAGCCUUUAAUGAGCACUGCGUAGUGGGAGCGUCUUUUCGAGGCCAAACCAGCAGAUUUGCUGAAAUCACCGCCUACUUCAACAACCAGGGCUACCACACCCCCGCCACCGCCCUCAUGCUGGUGGACAACGCCCUCUACAGGCAGCUGGCCGGACCCAACGCCUCCAUCCAGACCGGAAACUACCCCAUGCCUCGAAACAUGUCCGAGGCAGCGCAGAGCCAGCUGUCCGAGAGUAAGACUGGCUUUGCGGUAGCGAUUAAUCUGAUGUACGGUAUGGCGUCUCUGGCCAGUACGUUUGCUCUGCUGCUGGUGAGCGAGCGCUCAGUGAAGUCCAAGCACGUCCAGCAAGUCAGCGGCGUCUACCUCUCCAACUUCUGGUUCUCUGCCUUAAUCUGGGACCUGAUCAACUUCCUGCUGCCUUGUCUGCUCAUGCUGGUGGUGUUCCGGGCGUUUGCUGUGAAGGCGUUUGUGGAUCAGAAUCACCUGGUGGACGUGUUGUUUCUGCUGCUGCUGUACGGCUGGGCCGUGAUCCCCCUCAUGUAUCUGCUCAGCUUCCUGUUUUCCAGCGCUGCCACUGCCUACACCCGCCUCACCAUCUUCAACAUCAUCAGCGGCACCGCCUCCUUCCUCGCCGUCACCAUCAUGUCCAUCCCAGAUCUGAAACUGCAGCAUCUCUCCUUCAUACUGGAUAAAGUCUUCCUGCUGUUCCCCAACUACUGCCUGGGCAUGUCCUUCAACCAGUUCUACCAGAACUACGAGACCAUCAGUUUCUGCACCAUCAACUUCUUCACCAAAGAUAUCUGCCAGCAUCUCAAUAUCACGUAUCAGCUGGAUUAUUUCUCAGUGGAUGAGCCGGGCGUGGGGCGCUUCCUGAUCGCCAUGGCCCUGCAGGGUCUGGUCUUCCUCAGCCUCCUCUUCAUCAUCGAGCUGCAGUUCAUCCGAACCUUUCUCAACCUGUGCAGGAUCCGCAGGAAGCAUGUGCUGGUUCUGGAUGAGCCUCUGCAGCAUGAGGAUCGGGACGUGGCUGAUGAGAGGAAGAGGGUACUGGAGUGUCAGCCGAUGGUGGAGUCUAUGGUGGGAAGCCCCCUCAUCCUUCAGGAGCUCACCAAGGUAUACCCGGGCUCUAUGCGGGCGGUGGACUGUCUCUCUCUGGCCGUGGGGAAGGGCGAGUGUUUCGGUCUGCUGGGGUUUAAUGGAGCGGGGAAGACCACCACCUUCAAAAUGCUGACUGGAGAUGAGCGUGUGACUGCAGGAGACGCCUUCAUCGACGGAUACAGUAUCCUCAGAGACAUCAAGAAGGUGCAGCAGCGGAUCGGGUACUGCCCGCAGUUCGAUGCCGUGCUGGAUCACAUGACCGGGCGGGAGACUCUGAGCAUGUAUGCCAGGCUGAGGGGCAUCCCGGAGAAGUACGUGUCUUCCUGUGUGGAGAACGUGCUGCGCUCACUGCUGCUGGAACCCCACGCUGAUAAACUGGUCCGCAGUUACAGUGGGGGUAACAAGAGGAAGCUGAGUGCAGGCAUGGCUCUGAUUGGUGGGCCGCCGGUCAUCUUCCUGGAUGAGCCGUCCACUGGUAUGGACCCGGUGGCCAGACGCCUGCUGUGGGAUGCAGUUACGCGCACCAGAGAGUCCGGCAAAGCUAUAGUUAUAACAUCACACAGUAUGGAGGAGUGUGAAGCCCUGUGCACUAGGCUGGCUGUGAUGGUGAACGGACAGUUUAAGUGUUUGGGAAGUCCUCAGCAUCUGAAGAGCAAGUUUGGCAGCGGCUACACGCUGUUGGCCAAAGUUCACACAGAGCCGGAUUUAGAGGAGAUGGACAUCCAGCUCUUUAAAGACUUCAUCGAGAGCACCUUCCCUGGAAGUGUGCUUAAAGAUGAACACCAGGGGAUGGUACACUACCACUUGACUGACAAGAUGCUGACCUGGGCUCAGGUGUUCGGGACGCUGGAGGCGGCUAAGGAGAAGUACAGUAUCGAGGACUACUGCGUGAGUCAGAUUUCUCUGGAGCAGGUUUUCCUCAGCUUCGCUCAGUUCCGGCACUGCUCGGAGUUCCAGAAAAAACAGUGAGGGGGCGGAGCUUCCUCCUCGGGGUUUGAUUUCCUCACUUCUGCCUUUUUUACGAGGGUCGAGGCUCGUCCUGCAGACGCGCUCGGAGUCCCGGAGCUCCGCCCCCUCGCCGUCUUAUUCACACAGAAACACAGGUAUUAACCACUGGAGCGGGGGUCCGGACUGAGCAUGUGCAGUACAGUACAGUGAGUGUGUGUGUGUGUUUGUGUAACUCGUGUGUCAGCCAUUCCAACAGUGUGUGAGUGUUUGUUUGAAUGAGUGUGUGUGUGUGUGUGUGUGUGGCUGCCGGGUGCGCAGGGUGCAUCACCCGAGUUCUACAGUGCGUCUUUAAUGUGUCGCACCUUUUUUGUGCUUUCAGUUUUAAAAACUGGAAGUUGUGCGUGCACUGUUGCACUGUUGCACGGUUACGCCUGGAGAUCCGUGCUUUCUGCGUCGUGCAUCAUUAUCAUUAACUACCACAGACUGUGUGAUGCUCACCAGUGUGUGUGUGUGUGUGUGCGAGCUCAAGAUGAGUCUGUUUUCUUCUUUUCUUGUUUUUUUUUUUACCGAUUUUCUGUCUUUUCUGUCUUUUUUUUUGUCUUUUACUGUGUUUCUAAAAGUUGAGGGUCAUCAGAUUCAUCAAACGAGCUUAAAGACGUUCCGAAAGUACAGAAAACAUGUAGGAAAAAAGAGUAAAACAUGAGUAAAGAAGAAGAAACAAGUCUGUUAUCUUUGUAAAACGAUAGGAAAUGUAAUAAAACAUAAUCUCCUAUAUAUCGAAAAAAACAGCUGAAUUAAUAUUGCUGUUAAUUUCAAAAGACUGAGUGUAAAAGCAGUUUUAGAGCUGUUUUUUUGCCUUUCUGACAAAAAGGGAAAUUCUUAUUUCAUUUAUUUCAUUUGUUUCAUUCCAUUCUCUUGAUGAAAAUAUGCAUCUGUAAAAUGUGUUGUGUUUUUGUUCAUCCACAGUAUAGUGUGUGUAUUGCACAGACAAUAAUAUUAAGAAUAUUAAUAAUAAUAUUAAUUAUUAUUCAUUGGAAUUAACAAUUAUCCAAAGAAGAAAUUCAUUCAUUUCUAAUGUCAUUAGUUUCAGAGAGAGUUUAAAAAGUUAAAUGAGUAAAUAGAGUAAAUCUCUGGUCCAGUAAUGAAUGUUACCUUUUGCCUUUUUAUUUUAUUAUAUUUUAUUCAUAUUUUCUUUGCAUUCUCCUCUGGGGAGUUUUUCUUAAAGCAUCAUUGUUGCACAAAGGUUAUAAAAGUGCAAUAUAGACCUUAAAGCCUGAAAUUUACUUCAUGCAUAGACGUGAACACAUCCCAUAGUAAACUCAACCUGCGUCCUCAUGUUACUCAAUACAAUACAUUUCUUUAUUUAAUUUAUUUUCUACAGUGUAGAUUAUUAUUAUUAUCAAAGACAUGAACAUGAUUAAACGACAUACAGCUCUGGAAAAAAAAAGAGACCAAUUUUUUAGUUUCUGAAUCAGUUUCUCUGAUUUUGUUAUUUAUAGGUUUAUGUUUGAGUAAAAUGAUUUGUUGUUUUAUUCUAUAAACUACAGACAACAUUUCUCCCAAAUUCCAAAUUCAUUUAGAGCAUUUAUUUGCAGAAAAUGAGAAAUGGCUGAAAUAACAAAAAAGAUGCAGAGCUUUCAGACCUCAAAUAAUGCAAAAAGAAGUUUAAAGAGUUCAGAAAUCAAUAUUUGGUGAAAUAACCCUGUUUUUUUAAGGCAAUCAUGUUCUCCUCCACCAGUCUUACACACUGCUUUUGGAUAGCUUUAUGCUGCUUUACUCCUGGUGUAAAAAUUCAAGCAGUUCAGUUUGGUGGUUUGAUGGCUUGUGAUCAUCCAUCUUCCUCUUGAUUAUAUUCCAGAGGUUUUCAAUUUGGUAAAAUCAAAGAAACUCAUCUUUUUUAAGUGCUUUCUUAUUUUUUUCCUGAGCUGUAUAUUGCUGUAUAUUUUAACCCCUAAAAAAUUAUAAAAUCAUAAAAAAAAUAACACUUUUAUUUAGUAACCAAUCUUUUUUUUUAUGUUUAAAUGUUUUGUGACAGUUUGUGAAAAAAUUGUUUAAUAACCAAAAAAAGUGGUUUAUUACUUGAUGGCAUCAUCAUGCCAUAGUAGAAGAAAAUCAGAUCAGAUCAAAUAUAUAAUAAUAAUAAAUAUAUAAUAUAUAUAAUAUUAUACAUAAAUAUAUAAUAAUAAUACAUAAAAUACCAUAUAAAAUUCCCUUUUUGUAUUAAACUGCAAAAAUAUUUAAUAAUAAUAUUAUUGUUUAUUUUUUUAUUUUAAUUUAAGAUCGCCUGCACUGCGACUAUCACACGAACGCAUUGUAUGAUAAUGAUUCUGAAAUGAUAUGACAAUAUUGUGCAACCCUAGAGGCAGGCUCUAUAGCGCCCACUUGUGGCAGCACUCAGAAUGCAGCUUGCACUUUUAUUUAUUUAUUUUUGCACUGCGUUAUGAAAUUCGUAUGCUGUACAUCUCUAAAAUCUAAUCGUCUCCGUUCACGUCUUUAAGUGAAGUAAGUUUCGAGCCUUUUUUAAUACUAAUAAAGAACGAAAGUCCUUCAAUAACCUGAUGAUGCUUUGUGGAAACUGGUACCCAGAUGUUGCCUCACUCUUCCAGCUGUUCACUUUGGCUGACAUCAUGUUUCCCCUUUAUAUCUUUGAAUGUUUUAUUUUAAUAUAAAGACCAAUGCUGGAGCGCAAUGGAUGCACUACUGAUUUGGACCAAUUUAAUUGGCCCCUUCACGUCCAAUAAAGGCCUAAGGGCAGGAGCGUCCGAUCAAGUGUGGCUGCAGGUUUGAUUUACUGAUUAAUUAAUCAGUUACUUAUCACAUGUUAGGGCUACAUUAUAUUUAAAAAAAUGUGUUAAAAUGUUUAUUGGAAAUCCUGAUUUUGUGAAAAAACUAGGGAUGCACUGAUGUUGGAAUUCUGGGCCAAUGCUAAUAUCCUACUUUACACCUGUAUAUACAUAUAUAUAUAUAAUACAUAUUUAUAACUUACAGAGAGACUACGCUCCUUUUUUGUUACCUUAUUUGAUGAUUUUUGGGAUUCAAAAAUAACUUUAAAUCUUUUUUAUUUAAUGAACAAGUUAAACCUAUUGAAACCAAUAAAAAUAGAUACAAAUAUGCCCAAAUCAAUGAAUUUUAAAGUAGCCUGGUCGUUUUCCAGCUUACAAUAAAUAUAUCAGCAAGUAUAUAUUUGAAAUAUUGAUAUUGUACAAUAUCCAUAUAAUUUCGAUAUCAUCCUGCAUCCCUAAAGAGAAUAAGCCUGAUGAUUGAUUGGUUAGUUGGUGUUUGAUGGGAAUGGAAACCUGCAGUCAUGUGGAUGAUAUUAGACGCUCCUGUUCUCAGAGAAUUGUUUACAGUUUUAUGUUGUUUAGUUAAAAUAUGAUAUGAGUUUAUGUAGAGGAGACUCGGAGGCCUUAUGAUGUAAAACCUACUGACGAGCUUCUACAUACUGACCCAAACUGGCUAAAUCCAAUGUACUGACCCAAACCGGCUAAAUCCAACGUAUUGACCCAACGUACUGACCCAAACAAGCUAAACCCAACGUAUUGACCCCAAGUACUGACCCAAAUGGGCUAAACCCCAAACGUACUGACCCAAACAGGCUAAACCCCAAACGUACUGACCCAAACAGGCUAAACCCAACAAACUCACCCAAAGUACUGACCCAAAUGGGCUAAACCCCAAAUGUACUGACCCAAACAGGCUAAACCCCAAACGUACUGACCCAAACAGACUAAACCCAACAAACUCACCCAAAGUACUGACCCAAAUGGGCUAAACCCCAAACGUACUGACCCAAAUAGGCUAAACCCAAUGUACUGACCCAAAGUUCUGACCCAAUCAGACUAAAGACAAACAUACUGACCGAACGUACUGACCCAAAUAGGCUAAACCUUAACAUAAUGACCCAGCGUACCCCUAGUGGGCUAAACCCAACAUACUGACCCAAACAGGCUAAACUUCUAUGUACUGACCCAACGUUCUGUCCCAAAUGGGCUAAACCCCAAUGUAAUGACCCAAUGUUCUUCUACAAACAGGCUAAACCCCAACGAUCUGACCAAAACAGGCUAAACCCCAACGUACUGACCCAACGUUCUUUCCUAAUCAGGCGAAAUCCUAACAUUAUGACCCAGCGUACAGACCAAUCGGGCUAAACCACAAGGUAUUGACCCAAACAGGCUAAACCCAAACAUACUGACCCAAUGUACUGAUCCAAACGGGCUAAAUCCCAGUGUACUGACCCAAAUGGCUUAAACCCCAACGUACUGACCCUACGUACUGACCCAAGCGGGCCAAACUGGCUAAACCUCAACGAAUGUACUGACCACAUAUACUGACACAAGUGGGCUAAACCCCAAUGUACUGGCCCAAACCCUAUCAUACUGACUCAAUAUACUGGCCCAAACCUGUUAAACCCUAACAUACUAACCUAAUGCUGUGUUCCAUUUACCUCAGAAGUCUGAUGUCGGAGCUAAGAAUUAAACAUUCAGAUAAUUUUACACUGUUUCAAACAUUUAUCAGAAUUUGCAAUUUGCUGCAACUGAAUGGAAGAUCGUUGAUUGGUGUUGCACCAAAAUAUGUCCCAGAUCACUGAGUGCAUUUACACAAAUAUCCGGUAAUAAUCAGAUUGCUGCAGUUAUCUGAAUAUUUGAGUAGUCCUAUAUCAGCUUAAUCUAUACUCUUACUGAGAUCAGAGUAAGGUCUGAUUUUAAAAAAUCUGAUAAAAAGUUUUACAUGCUGUUUGUCUCAUUUCAUUCUGUGCUGGUUGCAAAGCAAAAAUCAGAUUAUUUCUCGUUAUCUGAUUACCCAAGUUCAGGAAUGUGUUCUGCAGUAAUCAGAUCGUGAAGUGCGUGUAAACACACUCAGUUAGCAUUGUUAGCUAUAUCAGUUCAUCAUACCAUAAUACUACUGCUCUACUACUGUUGAUGUAGAGGGCGGCCAUAUUGGAUUCUGAACAUUUGACUUGAAAUUUCUCGAUUUACUUUCAACUUCUGAGUUUAAAUGGAACACAGCAGCUGAAGAUUCAGAUACGAAUAAACUGACUCCUCCCACUCAUACUGCUAUUAAUAAUUACUGCUAUAUUUCUCCUUCAGGACCACAGUGCUGCUGACUGACUGCUUCACCGUUAGUGUUGAAUGUCCUCUAUAUAUAUAUGAUGAUAUAAAGGUCACUGGAGGUGUAGAGUUUUAUUUAAUUGUAUAUUUUUUGGCACUAGCUUUCAUUUUGAGCUGCUUAUCUAAACUGAACUGUUGCGUUUUUGCAGAAAGUUGAAGAAAACCUGGUGUUUUUUGUUAAUGAUUGUGAUGAUGUUGAGCUUACUGGUGAAAUUGUAACCUGGGGAUUAAGGGAAGAUUCAUCCUGUGUACUGUAUCACUGAGUUAACCGUGUCUGCUGUGCUGUUCCAUUUCCUUUCUCUUUAUUUUUUUAAGUUAAAUUAAAUCCGUCCUAAACGAAAAAAA
This is a messenger RNA of Astyanax mexicanus (Mexican tetra), 10808 nucleotides long. It is a transcript of the gene abca3b, whose product is annotated as ATP-binding cassette, sub-family A (ABC1), member 3b. The record is from RefSeq and is a predicted model, not a curated record. Gene Ontology annotation, biological process: lipid transport; transmembrane transport. The transcript is spliced from 31 exons. Gene Ontology annotation, molecular function: ATP hydrolysis activity; ATP binding; lipid carrier activity. The coding region runs from base 256 to 5376 and encodes 1706 amino acids. NCBI's taxonomy places the organism in Eukaryota, Metazoa, Chordata, Actinopteri, Characiformes, Acestrorhamphidae. Gene Ontology annotation, cellular component: intracellular membrane-bounded organelle; membrane.